This is a messenger RNA of Penicillium manginii, 1338 nucleotides long. RefSeq names its product putative trimethyllysine dioxygenase TmlH. Gene Ontology annotation, biological process: carnitine biosynthetic process. Bases 1 to 1338 code for a protein of 445 amino acids. Lineage: Eukaryota; Fungi; Ascomycota; Eurotiomycetes; Eurotiales; Aspergillaceae. Gene Ontology annotation, cellular component: mitochondrion. The record is from RefSeq and is a predicted model, not a curated record. The transcript is spliced from 11 exons. Gene Ontology annotation, molecular function: iron ion binding; trimethyllysine dioxygenase activity.
AUGGCUGCUUGGCAUAGCACUCUGAGAGGCACCAUUUCACGGUCAUAUGCCUCCAAGAGUGGUAACUUGCCCAUACGGACCAUUGAAUUAGACAAUCGCUCGUUUUCCAAAAGAAGAGCCCAUUCGCCGUCAUCCAUUGUUAGCAAGCGUCUAAUGUCCACCAAUUCCACGGUGGGCACAUCAGAGCUCCCAGAAUAUCUGGAGACGCUUUCCAAAGUACCCAGUCUUCGUUCCAGCAUGGCGAGGGACUUGAAAAAAGGAUAUGUAGUGCUACUGCCACCAAAUACUAGUACCCAGUAUUACAAGUUUGGGUCCUUUUUUCUGAGGUGUGUUCACCCGGACACGAAGCAGAGGAUUGUUGAAAUUGGCUCGAUCCCAUCGGAAAUUACUCCUACCAAGUUACAGUGCGGAACCCUCAAAGAAGGUGCUCAAAUCACAUUACUGGAUGAAAGACAUUUUGGCAAAUUUGAUCCCAAGAGCAAUUCCUAUCCUAAAGUCGAGUUCGAGAAGGUGAUGUCAAACGAUGCAUCCGUUGGAGACUGGCUGAAAAAGAUUCAAACUUUCGGAUUCUGUUUCAUCAAGGGAGUCCCAAUUGACCCAGAAGCAACUCAGAGUCUUAUCGAGCGCAUUGCUUUUGUGAGAAACACUCACUAUGGUGGCUUCUGGGAUUUUACGGCCGAUCUCACCUUCAAGGAUACCGCAUACACUAAUGAGUCUCUUGGUGUCCACACAGAUAACACCUAUUUCACGGAUCCCGCAAGACUUCAGCUUUUCCACCUUCUGUCCCACACAGAUGGAUCGGGAGGCGAGAGCUUACUUGUGGAUGGCCUAUCUGCCGCCUCCGCGCUCCUGACAGAGCAUCCCGAACAUUACAAAACUUUGAUCCAGGUUAGACAACCAUGGCAUGCCAGUGGCAAUGAAGAUGUCUGUAUCCAGCCAUCCUUCACGACCCCUGUCUUUUCUAUCCAUCCGGACCGAGGGCGACUCUAUCAGAUUCGCUGGAAUAAUUACGAUAGAGCGCCCAAAUCAGACUGGUCAUUGGAAACCCAGAAGAAGUGGUACAUGGCUGCUCAGUGCUAUGACAGAAUCCUAAAUGAACCUCGAAGAAUGAUCCAGACACAACUGCAGCCUGGAACAGCACUCAUUUUCGACAACUGGAGAAUGAUGCAUGGCCGCACCGAGUUCACAGGGAAAAGAAGGAUGUGUGGAGGAUACGUCAAUAAUGAUGAUUACAUUUCACGGCUUCGUCUGCUUAGUUAUGGCCGAGAGGAGGUGCUGAAUAGUCUGGGAAGCCAAAACCAUCCUGACGCGGGAAAGGGCCCUUAUUCGAUUAUCUAG